AUGAAAGAAAUUAUUAGUUCUGGAAAGCUUGGCAAGAUCUUGUCUACACAUCUGUAUGCGGGAGGUAAUGCUUGGGGUGCUGCAAUUAAUGAGGGCAAUGCAUAUCUUGCUGAUAUUGAAAAUGGAGCGAAUAUGAUUACUAUACUUGGCGGACAUUUAUUAGAUGCUAUGUGCUAUGUCUUGGGAGAAUUCGAAUCACUUACUGCAACGACUCAUAAUUCAAGAAAGACUAUCGAAAUUCGAGAUGAAAAAGGAGACAAAAUUCGUGAUGUACCACUCACAUCUCAUGAUCAGAUGAGUGUCAGCGGAGUAUUAACUUCCGGUGCAUAUGCAUCAGUUCACUUACGCGGUGGAUCAUAUAAAGGUAUGGAUCUAUUAUGGGAAGUGGAGGGUACUCACGGCGAAUUACAAGUUCGAGGGUCAAAUGGACAUUUGCAAAUGUCUUUCCCGACGCUUUAUGCAAGUUUCAAUGGCGAAGAUAUGAUAGAAAUUGCACUACACGAUGAACAAGCUACUCAUGUCAAUGUUGGAAGGGCAUACGACGAGUUCGCCAAGAAAGAUGGUUUGUACCCUACUUGGGAAGAUGCUGUUGUUCGGCAUAGAAUGAUAGAAGCAAUUUAUAAGAGUGCACAAACUGGCACAAAGCAGACAUAUAAAACAACGUAUUAA
Molecule: messenger RNA, 669 nt
Organism: Rotaria sordida
Lineage: Eukaryota; Metazoa; Rotifera; Eurotatoria; Philodinida; Philodinidae
Source: the annotation of a GenBank genome assembly